Molecule: messenger RNA, 849 nt
Organism: Melampsora larici-populina 98AG31
Lineage: Eukaryota; Fungi; Basidiomycota; Pucciniomycetes; Pucciniales; Melampsoraceae
Exons: 3
Coding region: 1-849 (282 amino acids)
Source: RefSeq, a predicted model, not a curated record
AUGGCCAUCAUCCAGGAAAACAUCCGGCUUUCAAGACCACUCGCACCUCCACAACUUGCAUCCGUAUCUCCAUCUUCUUAUCCGAUGAACAUCCAGAGAGUCACACCUUUUCCAGCAACGGGUGGUUCGGACUCCACUUAUCCUUCCUUCAACCAAACUGCGGGCUGCGAGGAUCCUGAUUGCAAAGCCAAGAAAUUAGAAUUAGCACCUUUGACGUCCCCGAACAAGUCAAAUUCGGGAACAAGUACUACCUUACCCCCUCUCAGAUCAUUAUUUGGAAACGUCAACACGCUUUCACAAAAAUCUCCCAGCCCUCCCGCUGCUAACAGUCAUUCGCAACCUGGUGACCAAAAGCCUCCUUAUCCCUCUUUGGUCAGCCUCACUGCGUCCUUUUUGGGUCUAGCGGAUGCGGUGCAAUCUACUUUUGUGGAGCGACCAGGAACGGCUGAUUCAUUAAAAGGCAGUGUUGCAUCACUCAGAUCGGCACCAUCACCACCAGCUUCAGAGGCUCAUUCAAUCGAACCUUUGGAUGAACAUGUGGCUGUUUCUGAGGCGGGGUUGCAACAUGACCUAGACCUACCUUCUAAACGGUCUCGAGUCUCUCAUACAUCCAACGCCUUAUCAGCAUUCACUCCAUCAAACAGUGCCCAUCUAUCUGUGGAACAGCAAGAAAACUUGGAUCAAGCAAGACGGCAGUUGGCAGUUGUACAUGCGAUGAUUGUUAAAGUCAAUGAGAUACAUCGUGUGAUGGCUUUGAAGCGGUUAAAAGGAAAGGUUAUCAAAAGAGAUGUUACAGGAGGUUCCGAUGACGAUUCUCUUUGUUCAACUUUAAGAGAGACAACAUUUUAA